Messenger RNA from Suillus clintonianus, 300 nucleotides. RefSeq lists its product as uncharacterized. The record is from RefSeq and is a predicted model, not a curated record. The annotation marks the transcript as partial. Lineage: Eukaryota; Fungi; Basidiomycota; Agaricomycetes; Boletales; Suillaceae. The transcript has a single exon.
CUGGAUGAUUGGCGUAAGCAGAAGACUAUAUCUACAUACGGAGGCGCUCAUCUCAAUGACCUCGGCCCAUCUCUCAUCAUGCCCAACGCGACACUUGACAGAAUAAUCGACUGCGCACAUUUCUACAAGUUGAACAGCAUGCACGACUUGAAGAAGGAGACGGGCUGGACAGAUGCUGACAAGUUCGGUGCUGAGGUUGUUGUGCUUGUUCAAAGGCACGCACUGCCCAUCACAAACCCUUUUGCGAGGACACCUCUAAGGCCCCAUGUAUCCAGUCAUGUGAACGUUCCAUCACCAUGA